AUGAAUCUUUUGUUGCGUGUAUUCCGCGAACCGGUUGUCACUGUGUCCAGCCUCGAUCAAACCGGAGAAGACAAUGCUCAUUUGAUUUUUGGUAGUAUUCUUGAUCUGUAUAACAAUAUGCGCAUUUUCUUGGAUACCGUUGAUGCUGAGGAAGAGGAUUCCUAUGUAACUAGCGUGGCAAAAACUUCGUUCUCAUCUGCCAGCACCACAUCCACCGCCAGUACACAUACGGAUAGUGCUACCAUUAGUGGCACAAGCUCAGAUAUGAGCUCUGGACACCAUCCUUCUGGUGUCUCGCUUGAUCCUUCCUCUCCGACAAUCACUUCUUCGAAUGAGGCGGAAAACACUACCAAGUCUUCAACCGAUACUCCGGACAGGUCACCAAGCCACAUGAAAGCUUUCAACACCGUUUCUCAGUCCAUUCGUGUGCCUGGUGGAGUUCAACGACAUCGACUGGUUGGAGUGUGUCUACUGGAAUUGGCCGAGGAUGACUCACUUCAUGCGUUUAGUCAGUAUGCCACUACUGUGCUGGACUCACUCAGUCGAGAUCGCGCCUGGGCUCUUUGCGAGACAGAGAGUUUCGUAGGCAUGUUGUGUCGUCUUAGUCGAACGAUUUUGCACACGACUUUGUUGAACAAGAUGCACAGCUCCGGAAUCGGACUUUGCUACGCAAGUGCUUUGGAUCUUCGUCUAACAGACGUGCAUUCAAUCACCUGUAGACGAUGCCGGUUUUGGGAUUCAGUGAUGAACGCCCCUCGACGUCGUUCGACUUCUUCACAUGCCGUUCGUCUGGCGAACGGUUCUAGUUCCUCUCCGGGUACGGCGGCUUUCCUCGCGGUGAAAAAUCCUGGGCAUCGUGCACACCGAUCAUCACAUUCUUCAUCCGUUUGCGACGUGCCUACUGGAGCUGCCGAAUGCAACUUCCUGGUUAAUGCUUUCAAAUACCUGUUACCUCGUCUAUUACUUCUUCCAAUUUUUCAAUUUUUCUAUCUCCAUGAGUUAAUCGAAACCCUACACCGGUCUGCCUACGAUGAUGAAGAGUGCGCCCGACUCAAGGAAGUGCUCAGUAUGCUAAGGAAAACUCGGUUGAGUCUGGAGCGGGAUCUGUCGAAACAAUCUUGGGUUUGCUUGCAUUUGGCACGCCUGAUAUCUACAGGACACUUGGUUGGCCGAUAUCUUCCGCUAUAUCUGGAUAUGCUUGCAGGCUCUGCUUGCCCACCCAGUCCACUAACUAAUAGCGGCAACCAGACAACACCACCCUCGCCAACUACAACUACCACCAGUGGUAGUUCGUUACUUGGUGCUUUCAACUCUACGGGGCAUCCCUCAUGCAUCACAUCCACCAUGACUACAGCAACCACGACUGUUACGACAACCACUGCUACCGCUACUGCGAAUACCGGCACUCCAUCCAUUUAUGCACAACCAUGCUCAAACACUGCUGGAGGUUCAGUAAACUUUGGGUUCUCAGCUCCGUCCGGUGAUAUGCCUGGUUACGGCCAGUCGGGUAAAGUGGAGGAGAUUGAACGUCUGCUUGGUGGCAAAGAUAAACUUUUAGCUCCGAAUUGCAGCCGUCUGGAACUAGGAGACUUUGUAAUGGAGGGACGCAUUCAUUUACGGACCGAGACCAAACGUUCAUCAACGGAACAUAUUGCUUAUCUUUUCACUGGCCUACUAGUCAUUUGUAAAUGGCAAGAGCGAGGUACCACCCUCAACCCGAGUCUGAGUCAGCCUUCGGUUCUGCGCGUAAAGCAUCGGAUCCCACUGGACGUGAUUCACGUUACCGACAUGGCUCCAAUUGUACAGCCUAACCUGCCUCUUUAUGUGGGAAACACCGGGACCGUUACUUCCUCAGCCGUUGGUGCUGCGGUUUUAGCUGCAGCCUCUGCAGCAGCUUGCGGAAUGAGUAUUCAUCAAGACGAUUGUUCUCACUUUUCUAGUUCCGGAUUGAACGGGUCGAUUCUUGGACAUUCCAGUCUGGUCAACACGAGUAGUUCUGGCUGCACCUCAUAUCCACACAGCUUUGAAUUAGAAUUUAUUGACCCAGCCCAAUUUGCUAGUUCCAGUCUGGCUCAGACCUCCGUCCAACGCCUCUCUAGUGGUUCACAAACCCGCCAUAGCAGCCCACCACAAAAAUCUCAGUGUCCUCUUACUUUACCUCCGGGUGAUUUGUGUCGUGGUGAUAUUGGAACGGGGACUGGAGGUAAUGGGGCAACUGGAGGUGGGUGUUGUGCAGAUGCGAACUGUCCAGCGGGAUUGACAGUACACCACGUUUGGUUAUCAUUUCGCACUCAGGAAGAAAAGGCCGACUGGAUGGCUAGUUUGCUCAGUAUUCAAUUACAUCGGUUGUUUCUUCGCUAUAUUCGAACUCUACCCAAAAUUGAAGUCCCUCUUCGCAUCCCCUCACCGGCGAACUACCGGUUUGCUCAACCCGACUGUGCAGAAAAUAUUGUUUUUGAAACUGGUGUGCCUGGUGAAAUGACGACCACACCGGAAGUCCGAGGUUCUAUCGAUUCUUCCGAUGAUGACCUAGACGAAGACGGUUGUCUCCCCCCCGAAUCAGAAGACUAUGAGCCAACUGCACAGGNUUGCCGUCGGUACCGAAAUCUCGUUAAUCUUAACGAUAGCAAUACGGCGACGUUGACUGCUGCUAGCAGCUCCGAUAUGCUCAAAUCAUUGGUGUCACGAACGGGGUUGGCAACACCGAGCGGUUCGGUUCGAGUUCCGGUAUCCACUUUAUCUGCUGGCUAUCCACCCCAAAUUCGCAUGGCUACCUUGGAAAAAGUGAUUGAGCGCAUGACUUACCCAUCGUAUUUUGAUGCCAGACUAGUCAACACAUUUCUCCUAGUGUAUCGUCGUGUGACCACACCAGAGGUGUUCCUAGAUCUAUUGAUUGAGCGCUUCCGCAUUCCCGAUCCGGAAUUUUUGCCAGCCGAGUGGGAAGUCGACACGGAACGAGGACAGCUAGAAUCCCCUGCACAACACAUGCUUAAGCGUUUUCGUUCUGGCUACAAGAAGCGUGUUCAGGCUCGAGUAAUCAUGGUCUUAUCACGAUGGGUGCGCAGUGGUCGCUACUACCAGAACGAUUUUGCCCCCCGUCCGGAUCUGCGUCGUCGGCUGUCAGAAUUCUUGGCUACGAUUCAGGCACGACAUUUACUGUCUGCAGUGAGGCGAAUUGUACAACACCUACAAAAUACCCCAGUCGGCUUAGCUGACUCUGACGCUGAUAAUGCUGGAGAUCCUACGGGUACAGCCUCCACAUACCUCGACUUGCAUUCAGCGAGCUCCAUCGCUGUUCGUCGUGCCGAGUCCCUAACUGACGGAUCUCGUCUACGUUCACAGUUAGAUACGGAUAAACCGAAACGAUUGAAUCUCACAUUGAUUCACCCCUACAAACUAGCGGAACAGGUCACUCUUUAUGAGUGGGAGCUGUAUCGACGUAUUCAAUUCUGGGAAGUGGAUGGACGUGAUCGCACCGAUCAUCCAACUCCAAAUCUGGACAAAUCUAAAUCCUUUUCCAAUCGCUUUCGCAAUUGGCUAGUUUGUGCAAUUCUGUCCGAACCGCAUCCAGACGAUCGGGUGGUGGCCAUCCAACGAGUAAUCGAUCUGAUGCUAAUUAUGGAACAAAUGAACAAUCUUCAGGGAAGUCAGGAAGCCAAAUCGGCAUUGAUUAGUGCUGCAGUGUUUCGUCUUCGCAAAUCUUUUCAGGCUAUCCGAAAAUUGCGUCACUAUCGGCAAGUAGUGGAUCGCAUUCGCCGUGAAGCUACUGUCGGUCCAAAGCCCCAAUCAGCUUUGACCGUCAGUACAAAUAGCAACCCCAGUUUACUCGGUCCCGGCUUGCCUUUCGCCACCAAGGCUAGUCGAGCUCACGAACGCCGUAUCAAGGACUUGGAGAAACGUCAAGCGUCUGGGGAAGCGAACAAUCCAUGUGUCCCGUUUAUCGCAGCUGGUGUUAUGACUCGGCUUAUUCAUUUAGAUUUACGGCAUUCGGANAGUGAUUUCGAGCGCCGUAUGUAUGAGCUAUCCGAAACCUACGAACCCCGCGAGAGUGAUUCGGGUGGUGAGAACGUCGCUUCUGUUGUCUCUUCCGCCGAACUGGAUCGUCGCAUGUCGAAGGAGGAAAUUCAAGCAGCAAAUUUGCUCAGCUCAGUCCCACUCAAGGAACGCAUGUCUUUACAUUCAGUGUUCACCUUUUCCGCUAUACUUUCAUCCGGCUAUUCCGGCUCAUAUUCCUCGCGUUUGUUCUCGCCAUCCAGUGCAUCUGGUGCUGGGGGUUCUCGGUCCUCGCGCAAGGGACUAAAAAGCCCUCAAAGCGUUAGUCCACCACCACCACAUUCAAAGACAUCUCGAUCACAAGAUAGAGAUGCUGCUGGAAAAGUACAACAGCACAAAUAUCUCUUAAUUCCAUCCACUGCGUUGGUAUCUGGACUUGUUGGUGGUCCGGCUGAUGGUGUUGCCUCAACGACGAUCGCUGCCUCCGUAUUAGCAGCCACCGUAACUGCAUCGUCAGGAACUCAUCAACACAGCAUGUCUGACAGCCAGGUAUUCACCAUUAGCCGACGCAUGUCACCUCGUCAUCAAACAAUGCAUUCAAUUGGAACCUCCAGUGUGAGUACCGGUCCGAGCGCCAUAACAGGAUCAGAAUCUCAUUGCUUCAUGAGUCGUUCCUCGCCUCCUACAUCUCCUCACAUCUCCGGUCUGCAUACCAGCGCACCGCAUGAUCCACUUCCGCCUCCUCUUCCACCGCGCAGAUCCGGUCAAACUUCAAGUGGAUCGAGUACUAAAUUUCACAAAAGUCCCAGUCCUCUUCCUCUCCUGGUGGCUCCAUCCGUAGUGUCUAGUCCGCGUGUCUCUUCUCCGCAUCAUCACAAUCUCUGUCAGCAUGAAACUGUGACCUCAGCCUCAACUCCGCCCUGGCUUCCGCCGGAUGUCGUAGUUGACAAUCCAAUCUAUCUGCCACAGGCCGCUUCACCUACACCGCCACCACUCCCCCCAAAGGGAGGUUCUAAUUGUCCACGGGGUACAAUGCGUACUAACAGUGCAAGUGCAUCAUCCUCACCUCAUUAUCAUCACCAUCAACAUAUGCUGCAAACUCCGUCGAACGGACAGACAUUCUUAUUCGGUCCAGACGGUAACGGAUGUGGUCGUGAAGCUCCUCCACCUUUGCCACCACGACAGCAGGUGGCCAUCACACCUCCGGCUGGUUCAUCUUUAGCUUCCAGACCAGGAUCGGCUUCGCACAACACUAGUGAUCAAAUCACAGUUCAGCAAUCAGUUCAAUAA
Echinostoma caproni is the source of this 5283-nucleotide messenger RNA. The record is from the annotation of a GenBank genome assembly. Lineage: Eukaryota; Metazoa; Platyhelminthes; Trematoda; Plagiorchiida; Echinostomatidae.